AUGGAGCUAGUUCAUGUGAAUGGCGACUUGCAAAGAUGCUACAAUGUGGCUCUGUCAUACCUGUGUGACCAAUCAUUUCACCGUUUCGUGUCUUCAGCGUGGUAUGUUCCCACACCCAAACUAUUUAUUGACACAAGCGAUAAAAGAGCGUCCCAUGUCAGCCCUUUCCGUAUGGCUUUGGACACCCCACAACACUUAAAUCGGAUGUGACGAUAUGUUGCUUACAAGGAGACAAAGAAAGAGGCUGUGGCUGGUGACGAUUGUAGCUCUCACUGGGGGAGCCUUUCUGACAUGGACGCGGGAAGAAACAUUUCCACAUGACACUGGAUUACAAUUUACUGAUGAUAGUGGAACUCACAAUACCCAUGCAACAGAACAGCCAAGCGGGAUACGUACAAGAUCUGUUGAAGACAAAGGCCAGAACAGACAAAUGAGAACAGCAAAGAAAAUACCAAAGGUUUAUAUUUAUUCACUACCACCAAAGUUUAACAAAGACAUAGAAACAUGUGUGAAUGUUCACAACCGGCCAUAUCUAUGUUUUCAUUUACUAAAUGGAGGCUUAGGAAAAGUUAUUUACAGGGAAGGGGAGAUGGGAGUGUUUUAUACCCAUCAGUUCUCCCUUGAGGUGAUUCUUCACAACCAGCUUCUGCAGAGUCAAUACCGAACCAUGAAUCCAGAGGAAGCUGACAUCUUCUACAUACCCGCCUACCUAGGAAUGUUCUUCUUCUGUAAUCGGCCUAAAACUAUGGAAACAUUACAAACUGAAAUGUUCAAUAUUGUAAAUGCCAUGCCCUACCUAAAGCAAGGGAAGCCUCAUAUCUCAACACUUGCCAAAAUUGAAAGGGAACAAGCAACAAGUGAAUACCCAUUACUUCAGAAUUCAAAAUGUCGAGAUGUGACUUACAUUGUAAUUGAAAAGGAAGCCUCGGAUUGGUACAGAAAGGCUCUAGGUCUUGAGAACCAGAGAGUGAUAGUGGCUCCCUACCCCUCGUAUGUGCACCAGUACAACUCUAACUCAGCAUCACAGGCAAUAUCCUCACCUGGAUUAGGGGCAAGGCAGGUGCUGAUUUUCCUCGCUGCUAGUGACCGGAGAAGCAACCCAUUCAGAAACAUCAUUUUGGAUCAGAUUCCACAAAAAGUUGUCGAUACUACUUAUGAAAUAUUUGCCGAACAUCUGCAUGUUCAAGGAAAGGAUGUACCACAGCAGGUGAUUUUGAACACAGAGGAAUGUCACUCCGGUCAUGAGAACAUCACGAUUAGGUGGAUGCAGAAGUCAGUGUUCUGUCUUCAACCUCCAGGAGAUUCACCCACAAGGAAGUCAUUUUAUGACAGUAUUCAAAGUGGAUGUAUUCCAGUCAUUUUCAGAUUUGUUGAUCAGAAUGUGGAAUACCCCUUCCAACGGGUACUGAAUUAUACGGACUUCACUGUGACGAUCGAUUCAGUACGGAUAGAGACGCGACAGGAGCUGAUUCUUGACAUUUUAAAAGAGGUUCCCCAGAACGAGGUAAAGAGACUGCACCUGAAUGUUUUAAAGGUGGCCCGGAUGUUACAGUACAGUGCCAUUGACUCAAACGCGAGUGACCAACCACGUGCGCACAAAGAUGCAUUGGACAUGAUUAUACAAGAGGUGCAGCAUAUGUACGAUAUAUGACGAUGCAAUGGUAACCAUUUUAUAUGGCUUUAUACAAACUGUAUAAGAGUAAUCGCCAAGCGUUAUCGAAUUGGGUCCACUAGAUAACAGAUGAGCGCAAGUCAUUGCGUUCGAAAUGAUUAUGCUCGACAGGCGGCAAUGAAACAAUUUGUCUUUCCUUUGCUGUUUAACGCUGCCCUCAGCAAUAUUCACGCUAUAUAUCUGGACCAGACAAUCCAGUGAUCGAUAUUAUGAGCAGCGAUCCACGCCGUCGAGAACCAACCAACAUCAACUAGAACAUUAUAUGAUAUAUUCAAAAUUUAUCUAUAGAAUAUGAACGGUUAUCAAUAACCUUAUUUGGCUCAGCAUUGGAAUUUGAAUAUGCUUUCCAUGUCUCAUGUUUCCCUAUAUAACUUCAUUGUUGUGUUUAUUUGUUUUACGAAACAUCCAUCAAUAUUUGUGUUAUUGCGACGACCUUUAAAUAAUCGAAUCGAGAUCGGAAAAUCCAUUGAUCGAUAUUGUGAACAAUGAUCCAUGCCGUCGGGGUACGAUGAUACGCAUAUAUAAGACAGCUGCGCGAUAAAUCGCAAAGAAUAAUGAGGAACGAAGCGUGGUUUAUUUGACGAUAAAACAUAGUUCUAUAAUGACGUCAUUUCUGGAAAUUCCCCAUAGAUAUACCUGGGCUACACAGAUAAAUGCAGUGGCCGAACGAUUGCAUCAAAAAGUGGGAGAAAUAUGAUAUGAAUCGGUAUGUCGAGAAGAGGUGCAGAAGAUCGACCUAAGGAUUGUGAGAAUAUGCAGGAAAUACCAAACUUAACUCCCCUGUUCGUAAAAUGGACUUGUCCCACAUCCCCCCCCCCCCCCCCCACCUAAAGGGGCUGCACAUAAUGUUGAUAGCUCAUAUAAGAAAUGAAGGACCAAGUCACCGAGCCUGACCACCCGAUCCACUUGAUUUGUAUAGAUCAGAAGUUCAAUUUAACCUGUCGUAUUAAAAAUAGAGGCUGCAGGAAGUAUAUGUCUUUUUUGAUGACAUGAUGUAGUGUGUUUCUUCUCGUCCUUCAUAAUAUGGGACCGCCUCCGUGGUCCAGUGGUAGAGCGUCCGCUCGGAGAGCGGAAGGUCAGGGGUUCGAUUCUCGGCCACGUAAUACCAAAAGACAUUAAAAGAUGGUACUUGUGGUGAACCUGCUUGGCGCUCAGCAUUAAGAGUCAGUAUACUGUGACUGAAUGGGGUCUUCAUGUUAAACUGUUUUCGCUGGAGUGUGCUCUAUCCACACUCACGCCAUAACUUACCAAGAUUUAAUCAAUACUGGCCGAAUAAAAUGAUUUCUUGUUUGCUUCUA
This is a messenger RNA of Haliotis rufescens (red abalone), 2970 nucleotides long. RefSeq names its product xyloglucan-specific galacturonosyltransferase 1-like. Gene Ontology annotation, molecular function: glycosyltransferase activity. The record is from RefSeq and is a predicted model, not a curated record. The coding region runs from base 215 to 1651 and encodes 478 amino acids. The transcript has 3 exons. Lineage: Eukaryota; Metazoa; Mollusca; Gastropoda; Lepetellida; Haliotidae.